GAAACAUACAUUUAAACCCAAACAGGCUCAGCUUGAAGGAAACUUUGGUUUUCAAUGCAGCUAUGAAUUAAGAAAAUACCAAAGAAACCUGAAUGCAGCUUGGGAAGGCCUGGGAAAAAGAAUCCUGAAGAAGAGCAGCCAGCAAGCCCAGCAUGACGGAAGCAUCCACAGAAACGACGGCUGAAUACACUUACGAUGAACACGCUUUUUCCUGCAAUAAGACUGACAUCCAAGAGUUUGGGAAAAUAUUUCUGCCCAUAUUUUACAUUGCAGUGUUUGCUCUUGGCCUCGCAGGGAAUCUAAUGGUGGUUCUUGCCAUUGUGAAAGAAGGCCGUAAGAAAAGCAUCACUGACAUCUAUCUCCUGAACUUGGCUAUCUCGGACCUUCUCUUCGUGGUCUCCCUCCCCUUCUGGGCUUCCAACACGGUGCGUGGGUGGACCUUGGGGACUAUUCCAUGCACAGCUGUUUCCUCACUGUAUUACAUUGGCUUCUUUGGGGGCAUGUUCUUUAUCACUGUUAUCAGUAUCGACAGGUACUCGGCCAUCGUCCGGGCAACGUAUUCUCUGAAAUCCAGAACGGUGAAACACGGCCUUCUCGUGACCUGUGGAGUCUGGGCAACAGCAGUUCUCGUUUCAGUGCCACAUUUUGUGUUCUCCAGGCUGGUUGAAAGCGACUGCACUUCUGCCUUCCCCCGGGAGCUGGAGAACAUCUGGCCGGUGUUCUGCAACGUGGAGCUGAACGCCGUCGGCUUUUUCAUCCCGGUGUGUAUCAUCUGCUACUGCUACUGUGGGAUCGUCAAAACCCUGCUGCUCUGCAAAAACCAGAAAAAGGCACGAGCUAUAAGGCUGGUCUUGGUUGUGGUGGUGGUGUUUUUGCUGUUUUGGUCCCCCUACAACGUCCUGAUUUUUCUAGAGACUUUAAAGCGCUUCGAGUUGUUCACCAGUUGCAACCAAAUCAAAUCCUUGGACUACGCGAUGCACCUGACCGAAACCAUUGCGUUCAGCCACUGCUGUCUCAAUCCUCUCAUCUAUGCUUUUGCUGGGGAGAAAUUCAGGAGAUACCUUCACCACAUCUGCUUAAGGUACUGCCCUUUCCUGUGCUUCUGUGGCCCUUGCAGUCGCUACCGGGUCAGCCACUCGGCCAGCUAUGCGGAGAGCAUUGUGAUCAGCAACAUCACUGUGAACACCAGCGACCAGGAUGGCUCUGUCUUCGUCUAAAAGGCUCUGUGAAGAAGAAAUGUGUGUAAAUCUACCAGGGCUUGCCAUUACCCAUAGGAAGAGACUUAAGGGCUGCACUGAAUUACUGACGUGUCUCUUGUGAAGCAUUACAUGGAAAUGGUAAAACCAAGGCGAAGGCUGAACGUGGAACUGAAUCAAGAGAGAAGGCAGAAGCAAAGGCAGUACUCUGUGUCUAGAACAAGUGAUGGAGAAGAAUUUAAGGGUAGAGAAGCUGUUAAAACAGUUUCAACACGGAGAGCUCUGUGUGUGUGGGUGUAGGCACACACACUACAAAUGUACAUAGACCUAAACUCAUUUUGAAGGGAAGAGGCGUCUCCUUAAUGAAUGGUAGCUGACUGUUAGCAAAGGGGAACGUUUUGGAUAGUACAAGGGUAUAUUUCUGAUUUUGUAUGUCCAUAUGGAAAUGAUCCUGGGCUUAUUGAUGGCAACAAAUGCUUUUCCUA
Colius striatus (speckled mousebird) is the source of this 1681-nucleotide messenger RNA. RefSeq names its product C-X3-C motif chemokine receptor 1 (gene CX3CR1). NCBI's taxonomy places the organism in Eukaryota, Metazoa, Chordata, Aves, Coliiformes, Coliidae. The transcript has 3 exons. The record is from RefSeq and is a predicted model, not a curated record. Gene Ontology annotation, cellular component: membrane. Gene Ontology annotation, biological process: immune response; G protein-coupled receptor signaling pathway; chemotaxis. Gene Ontology annotation, molecular function: chemokine receptor activity. The coding region runs from base 153 to 1217 and encodes 354 amino acids.